AUGGAUGAGCCCGGUCGUGUGGGCGGCCCGUUGAUCCGGCCCCUCAGCUACUACCUUCAAUCCCCUUCUCCGCAAGUGCACUUGCAGCCACCUGCCGAAUUUGCAUCAAGGGGGCGCUUUCUCCAUCAACCGCGAGUGCCCAGCUACAACCACAAUUCGACGGAGAAGUUGCUGCUGGAGGCCGACCUGCUCUUCAAUGAGCUGCAAUCCUCCUCGUCUCCGACAACCGCGACUCGACUCCUAACCAAGACUAGGGACCCGCUGCCCGACGCCGCCGCCGCCUCGGAGCCAGCAGCCACGACCAAGACGAAGGCGAGGAAGCCAGCAGAGGCCACCGUCACCUCCACCGCUGCCGCCCCCACCAAACGACGACGAGUGGAGCAAGGAGCGGAGGACGAGCGCUACGAACGAGUUGAGGUCUCCGAGCUCGAGCAAGCCUCGGCCGGGCAAAUAGCCGAGCCGAGCCGAGACAGCGACAGCGACAGCGACAAGAAGAAGAAGAAGACCAAGGAGCGCAAGAGCAGAGUUGCAGAGAAGAACACGAAAAAGGACGAAAAAGAGAAGGCCAAGGGGAAGCGAGCAAGAAGAUCGGCCGAUGAAGCGCGCCAAGAGGACGAAGAGGAGGGGGAGGAGGAUCAGCCCAAGAGGCGGCGUAGGAUUCGGCGGACGGAAGACAAGAAGGCCAGACAGGCGAGGCCCACCACCACCUCCUCAGACGGGCGUUGGAAGACGGGGAAAUACGUGUGCGCUGAACACUUUCGGGACAAGUGCGCCACGUGUAAGGAACGCACGCCCGUAUACCUCAAGUACGGCAUCACGUUCGCCGUGAACAAUGGCAGAAACUUUGUGUGUCUCCACCCGCGUCGCGAUUUCCCGAACGAGCCGUGCGGCGUCAGGUUCACGACGCAGCACGAGCUCGUCGAGCACCGACUCGCUCACGAGGCCUCAGAGCGACCGGGCGGUCUGGUGCGCCAGGAAGUGCUCGACAGGCGACUCGAGGUGUCGGCGGCCGUGGUGCAGCGAAUGAUGAAGGAGCUCGACGAGUCGCCGAGCAGUUCGAAGUCCAAGUCUCCGUCGGAGUCCACCGUACUCAUCGCGGCUCUCAUCGACGGCGAAUGCGCGCGACUCGGCUACGAAGAGAAGUGCAAGCCGUCGGCCGAGGUGGUGCACCAGCGGUACCGAUGGGCGCGGUACCGGCAGCUGAAGUUUGAUUCCGCGGAGGAGCUCCUCAGCGAGCACAUGAGGCUGCAGAGGCGCCUGCAGCUCAAAAUGAUGGAGACGCUCAUGCGCGAGGACAUUCCGAUGGCCGACCUGGACCAGGGCUGGGUGGUGGCCCGCAUCGCGCACCUGUGGGAUCAGGUCAAGGACCAGCGCCGCGGGAUCCCCUACACUAAGUCCACGAUCGUGGGCACCGUCUACAACUGGGCGCGGCGGACCUACUCCAAGCCCGUGCCGCCGAUCUUCCCACCGAUCAACAGACCCAAGAAGCGGAAGCGGAAAGCCAAGAAGCGGAGGAGGAAAGAGGAAAAGCGAAAGGAGGAGAAGAUGAACAAAAAGGAGGAAGAAGAGGAGGUGCAGAGCCAAUCAGACGACAGCUACAAUGGCAACGACAACGAAGACAGUGAAGACACCGCCGUCAACGACGACCCAGACAAUAAUAACAUCAAUUACGAUGAGGACACGGAGGACGAAGGACUUGCAACUGGCAUGGAGGUGAACGAGGCGGAAGAGGAGGGCGAGGAGGAGGAGGAGAAGAAGAAGCAGAACGAGAGUGCCACGAACAGCCGAAGCCGAGGGGGGGACGUGGGUGGGCGAGAGGCGGUGGCGGCGGUGGCGGCGGCGAGGUCGCCCCCAGCUCCUCCAUCGGCUGUCGGGAAGGCGAAGACGACGAACGCGCACGAGGGUCUCACCGGCCGAGAGCUCGUUCUUGCACGACGCCGGCACGUGAUGCAAACGCUGGACUUGCUUCUCGCCUCCCAACUUGACAAAUGA
This is a messenger RNA of Acanthamoeba castellanii str. Neff, 1992 nucleotides long. RefSeq lists its product as uncharacterized. Bases 1 to 1992 code for a protein of 663 amino acids. NCBI's taxonomy places the organism in Eukaryota, Discosea, Longamoebia, Acanthamoebidae. The record is from RefSeq and is a predicted model, not a curated record. The transcript is spliced from 3 exons.